ACGCUCACUCCCUCGAGUCCGAUAUUGACUCUCGACUAUGGAGCGGAUGUUGCAGGUCUUCCAUAUUUUGAAGUCACCCCACUCAAUGGUUCUGCAGUCCAGAUAGAAUUGAAAUACUCAGAACAGUUUCAAGGAUUGAACUUGAGUACUGGAGAUGGACCUUUCCUCUAUACCAACGGUCUUAUGAAUAAUUUUCGGACUGAGACAUUCAAUAUUACCAAUGCUAGUACGACGGAAUCUUUCUUCAUUCAAGGUGGACAACGAUGGCAAACCUUGACAUUGUUGUCAAAUACUUCCGUCACCAUUGGCAAUAUUGGAUUCCGAGCUUCCGUCGACAUAGAACCAGUAACUUCUUUGAUCGGAAGUUUCUCGUCUUCCAACACCGUUUAUGAUGGACUUUGGGGUCUUGGCGCUCGAUCUGUUCAGGCAGCUUGUGUUGAAGCCAAUUCACAACCUUCAACUUGGGAGAUUUCCGGCGAUGGAGCGCUGAUUCGUGGGCAGUAUCCUGGAGUCUCCGCUCUGGGUACAGAGUAUGGCAAUUAUACCAUGUCAUUCUCUACCAAGAUCACAAGAAGUGGCACUGGCUGGAGAGUUGCUGCUGGUCCCAAUGCCGGAUACGGAGCCUACUUCGUACUUACUAGCGAUGGUCCUCAAUACUUGAGUACGAACACCACUGUUGUCCCACCAAACAGUGUGAUUGCAACCUAUGGAUUCAGCAUAGUUGACUUUUAUCUGUCAUCUGCUCCGCCUCUUUAUUAUUCGAAUCCAUUCCCGAUUUCAGAUAAUGAGUGGUAUCGCGUCAGCACUACUAUUACCUCAUCGGGAUAUAACAUCUCGGUCAACGGCACGCAGUUUGCCUUCGUUCCUUACACAACCUUUCAGCCGUAUGUCGAUGCGGGUUUUGGAGGCACGAAUCUCAUCACAACUGGCUCUUGGGGAUUUGGCCCAUUUAUGGAUCAGAUGGCGUAUGUCAAGGAUGUCGAAGUCGUUGCUCAAAAUGGCACUGUACUGUAUACCAAUUCACUUACUUCAACUGAUAUCCUGCAAGAAUAUUUGGUCGCUUCCAACGAAUACGCCGUGUGCUUGGAUGGAGCCAAGAGAGACCGCGAGAUCUGGAUUGGGGAUUUUGCGCACACAGCCAGAGAGCUUGCAGCUACGGCCGGUAUUGUCCCUAUUCAAGACUCGAUGGGAUCUGGUCCUCAGUACCAGUCGACCUACUAUCCGUCCCAGUACGGCGAAACAGAUUAUCAGCUUUUCUUCCUUCUCACUCUUGGGGAUUACUUCGUGUUAACAUCAGACACUAGCCUUCUGUCGAAAUAUUGGAGCGGGACUAAACUGCUGGUCGAUGCUAUGGUCUCAACAUACCUAGAUACCUCAACAGGUCUCCUCGCCAACUCUUCCGCAUCAUGGUUUACUGCUCAAGGCUAUCAGAAUGCCACCGCACCAACAGCAUUAUUCGCCAUCGGCCUAAAGCAACUUGCUGUAGUCGCCACAACACUAAACGACACGACAACAGCCGACCAUUAUACUGCCCUCUACACAAACCUCAGCACAGCCAUCAAUACCCAAUUAUGGAAUCCGACCCUUGGAGCUUACUCCAUAGCCCUCGGCAGUCCGACCGAUACAUCCAUCCUAGCUACCGCCUUCACCAUCCGAGCAGGAAUCGCCAACAGCAGUCAAGCAACAAGCAGUAUUCAAUCCCUAAACUCACUCUUCUACCUAAUCGGCUACAAAGACUCCACAGCAAUCGGAAACAGCGCCACCACACAACUAUCACCUAACGUACAGGGCUUCCUCCUCGAAUCGCUUUUCCUCGCUUACACGCAACUGAACGUCAUAGCCGACGUCGUGGUACCCGCCCUACAGAAUUUGUUAGAUACAUACUGGCCCAAGAUGCUAAAUCAGAACGAAUACUACACUGGUGCUGCUUGGGAGUACGUAUACGCAGACGGAUCUCCUGGGAUCGGGAUCUUUACCAGUUUGUGCCAUCCGUGGGGCGGAGCUCCGACGUAUAUCUUGACGGACUACGUGCUUGGCGUGAGGAGGGAGUUGAAUGGGACGACGGGAGAAUAUGGGUGGGUUUUUGAUCCGGUGCUGGAAGUUGCGCAGGGAUUGGGUUUGAGUUGGGUGAAUGGGACGGUGCCGCUUGUUGGUGGUGGGUGGAUAGAGGCGGGGUGGGCGGUCACGGAGGGGAAUGUUACCUGGAGUCUG
Molecule: messenger RNA, 2211 nt
Organism: Mollisia scopiformis
Lineage: Eukaryota; Fungi; Ascomycota; Leotiomycetes; Helotiales; Mollisiaceae
Product: Six-hairpin glycosidase
Exons: 3
Biological process (GO): carbohydrate metabolic process
Source: RefSeq, a predicted model, not a curated record